AUGAUCCCCAAGCGAGUAACCAACGUCAACAACCUCGUCCUCCUCCGGCGACCAGCGAACCGCAGCAACUACCUCUCCACCACGGCCGCCGCCUUCCGCGCCAGUCCCGCGCCGCCGCAGCGCGACCACCGGCCCUCCGCCUCCUCGUCCUACGGCCCCAACGACCCGCGCGGCGGCAGUCCCGUGGACGACAUCGACGUAGUCUUCGACUUCCCCUCCGAGGGCCAGGCCAGCUACCAGAAGCGCUCGCUCGACGAGUCCGGCCUGGACAUCCACUCGGCCAUGCCCCACCAUCAGCGCGGGGCAGCAGCAGCAGCAGCAGCAGGCAUGAAGAGAGGAGGAGGAGCAAAGGAGAUGGCGGAGGGGAAUGUCAUGUAUGUGCUUCUCAACCAGGUUCUGUUUCCCUACGGAUAUAUCGGCCUCGGCGCGCUGGGACUCGGUGGGCUGUACAUGGUCAUGCGUCGGCGGGGUCCCAGUCCGAAGGCGGCGUAA
This is a messenger RNA of Chaetomium strumarium, 492 nucleotides long. RefSeq lists its product as uncharacterized. The transcript is spliced from 2 exons. The record is from RefSeq and is a predicted model, not a curated record. Lineage: Eukaryota; Fungi; Ascomycota; Sordariomycetes; Sordariales; Chaetomiaceae. Bases 1 to 492 code for a protein of 163 amino acids.